Cimex lectularius (bed bug) is the source of this 2320-nucleotide messenger RNA. Its product is annotated as gustatory and odorant receptor 22-like. Gene Ontology annotation, cellular component: membrane. The transcript is spliced from 8 exons. Gene Ontology annotation, biological process: sensory perception of taste. The record is from RefSeq and is a predicted model, not a curated record. The coding region runs from base 440 to 1576 and encodes 378 amino acids. Lineage: Eukaryota; Metazoa; Arthropoda; Insecta; Hemiptera; Cimicidae.
UUAAACAGUAGGUUGGAUUUGACUUUUAUUCCUGUUUGUAAAUAAAUUGUUCAAGUAGUGUUCACUAUCAGUUCGAUCCAGUUCAACCGGCUCUUCUCCAUUUGGCAACUAAAUUCACUGCAUUGUUUUCUAUUUAUUUUUGGCUUUAUUUAAUGUGCCGUUGCUGAUUUAACAAUAUAACAUUGGCGUCAUUGAAAUUUCGUGAGGAUUUUUUUAAAAAUUUUCAUAUCGCUGGAGUUUUCAGACUUUGUAGCAACAAGUUGAUUAGAGGAUGUGAAAUUAGCCCGUAACAUUCAUAAAUUGUUACAAUGUAUUUAUUGGUUCCUGUUAUCGUUGUAUCAACAGCCAACUUUUCAGAUCGAUAGCUCAAGAGCUAUUAUGACCAACGUGUCAUUUAUUUGAUCGGUGUUUUCUCAAAUGAUCGACAACACUAUUGAAAAUGGCUUCGAAAAGGAAACAUACGGACAAGCCGAACGACCCGUUUUAUUUAGAAAUCCGUCCGCUCCUCGUUGUUCUCAGAGCGUUCGCGAGACUUGCCUUCGGCAUCAAAGACGGCAGACUUGUGAGCUUUCCUCGUUCUUGUGUUUCCUUGAUUUGGUUUGUCCUGUACGGCGCACACUUCUAUUUGGCAGUGGACGUGUUCCUCAUAGCGUUCCGGCGGCUAAAAACUGAGACGAGUUUCUUUUUGACUAUUAUAAUGAUGAUCAGCUUGAUCCUUACAUCAGUCCACUUUUAUUUGCCUUUGUCGGUCGUCUUAGAAUCUGGAAAAAUAUGCUCUUAUGUCAACAGCUGGGCUGAUUUUCAGGAUCUUUUUUUUCUAGUCACUGGGACUAGAUUCCGCCCGAAAUACAGAAAACUGCUGAACGUUUGCCUCUUCCUGACUCCUCUGCAUCAAAUCGGGGUUUUGUGGUUGCAACAAAAAAUACAAUAUUUUGAACAAUGGUACCACAUGAGCCUAUUUUUUUCCAUUCUUUUGAUCGCCAAUAUGAACCUCUUAUUUUGGAUUAUAUCGUUCCUUGAGAUGGCCCACGCGGCGAACCUUAUCAAAGAAAUAAUAGAGAAGUUUCAGUACAAUUUCCAAAGUAAGUCCGUCGCGAAGUUGACCGUACUCUGGAUAUCGCUGGUCAAACUGAUCGGACGGUUGAGCGAUUCUAUGUACAUCACGAUGCUCGUAUUUAUUACCGUCGUUCACUCUUGCGGGGUGACUUCAGCCUAUGCAGUCAUUUCAUCCAUAAAUUCAGGUUCUGUCGAGGACGUUUUCAUUUUUCUCAUGCUUCUGUUGCUCUCGUGCGUCUUGAUCCUUGCUGUCAUCGAACCGGUGCACUUGACAAAAAUAAAGGUACACGAUGAGAUUUACCGAGAAAUCAUCAAGAUCGACACUAAAAAGAUUGAUCCAACGAUAUCGAAAGAGUUUGAAAGAUUUGGUGAAGUCGUUCAAAAAAUGAAUCUUAAAGUGACCCUUGGUGGAUUUAUCACCAUUCACAGGAAUUUGAUGACAUCGAUGAUUGGAACAGCGGUGACACACCUGGUCGUUUUAGUACAAUUUAGCACUCGUCAAGAGAAUAGCAGUAGUUAAAUAUCUGUAGUUUGAGAUCCUGGUCCGCCUGUCCACGCUGGUUUCAUUCGGGUGGUCUGUCCUUUUUAUACGUCCUUCGCCCUUUUAAUAAGCACUAGGCACUCAGUACUUCGGUAUGAUAAUUUUAGUUCAUUACGCUUCAUGCUCGCAGACGUUGCGUUACAGGCUCGACGCGUUAGCCUUCACACCCUUAUAGCAGUGUACAGUGGCCGGUUAGAAUUCUCUAAUCACAAAUCAGGAUUCAAGAGAAGACAUAAUUGAACACUAACUUAACAAACAUAAAUAGGACACGAAGGACAAGAUAACGCACAGACAAACCACUGAAGAUGGAGAAAUGCUGAUGAGCUGUGUGAUCAUCGCCCACAGAUAUUAACAUUUCGUUAAAUUGUAUAAAUGUACUUACAAAUAAAACCUGGGAUCAGAAUUAUUGUAUUUAGAGAAUAUUUUAAAGAUUUGUAUAAGAGAUAAGACAAUUUAUGUUUAGAUUUUUUAAAUUAUUCAUUUCGUAAUGUUGUUUCACCCACUGUUGUAAUAGUUCUGGCAAAAAUAAAAUAUUGCUUUAUUUUAACAAUGAAAAGUAAUAACCCAAUACAGAACCUGUCUGUUCGAGUUUUUAUCAGUUCUACAAUAUUUAUGUCAGUGGGAAAACAGGAACAUUCCUGUCUGACUUUAAAUUAUUUAUAUUUCUAAGGAGUAUUUUAUCCAUUGCCUUGAAAUAUGCAGCAUAAUGUACUCGAUCUCUAC